Molecule: messenger RNA, 1536 nt
Organism: Naumovozyma castellii
Lineage: Eukaryota; Fungi; Ascomycota; Saccharomycetes; Saccharomycetales; Saccharomycetaceae
Gene: RPN3
Product: proteasome regulatory particle lid subunit RPN3
Exons: 1
Coding region: 1-1536 (511 amino acids)
Source: RefSeq, a predicted model, not a curated record
AUGAGUGCUGAUCUUAUGGAAAUUGAUUCUGUGGGAGACUCCACAGAUGUUUCACCAACUGCCACCGUUAAAUAUGCCGAAGAAACUUUGAUGGAAGAUAUAAUUAAUGUCCUAAGGGAGAUAUCCAAGACAACUACCACAUUGGACCCACGUUACGUUUGGAAAGCAUUAAAGGAAUUGAAUAGCAUUAGGAAGAACCAUUUAAAACAAGAGACUCUGUCUGCUUUGGUCGAUAUCCUAUAUCCGGAUAAUUCUGCCUUCAAGAUUCCAUUAUUGAAAUUAAUUAAUAACAAUCGCAAGACGAGCGUCCCCCAUGCAGCUGAGAUUAGAUCAAACUAUCCAGCUGCAUUCUACCAGAUUAUUGACAACGGAUCUGAUUCCAAAUUCAUUGAAGCUGCCGCAGAAUUGAAUAGUUUUGUUCAUCUACUGGUCCAACUUUACCUACUAGACUCGAAAAGAUUAAGCGAUCUGACUAUAUUUAAUGAAAAGAUAAUCAUUCCAAACAUUCUUGCCUAUUAUAAUCAGCGUUCCCUAGAUUUAAUAAAUGCCAAGCUUUGGUUUUACGUGGUAAUUUGUGAUGAGGCAUUAGGAAACAAGUCCAACCCAAUUAUUCGUUCUGAAAUGAUUAAAUUUUUGAGAACUGCAUCAUUGAAGCAUGACAAUGAAACAAGAGCCAUGUUAAUAACGUUAAUUUUAAGAAAUUUCCUUUCUGGUGGUGAAAUCGAAUCGGCAUCUGAUUUCGUUAGUAAAGUGGAAUUCCCCACAUCAGGUAUCUCAAGUCCGUUAGAAGCUCGUUAUUAUUUCUAUUUAUCAAAGAUAUCAGCCAUUCAAUUGAAUUAUUCUACUGCUAAUGAAUAUAUCAUUGCUGCCAUCAGAAAGGCACCUCAUACAACAAACAGUUUGGGUUUCUUACAACAAGCUAAUAAAUUGCAUUGCGUUAUUCAAUUAUUAAUGGGUGAUAUUCCAGAGCUAUCAUUUUUCCAUCAAAAGAAUUUGAAAGAUUCUUUGUCGCCAUACUAUCAUUUAUCCAAAGCUGUCAAAUUGGGUGAUUUGAAGAAAUUCACACAAACGAUAACAAAAUAUAAGACCAAUUUCGUUAAUGAUGGAAAUUAUCAGUUAUGUGUUAAAUUAAGAUCCAAUGUUAUCAAGACGGGUAUCAGAAUUAUUUCAUUAACCUACAAGAGGAUCUCUCUAAAGGAUAUUUGCCUAAAAUUACGUUUGGAUUCUGAACAAACUGCCGAAUAUAUGGUUUCUAGAGCUAUUAGAGAUGGUGUCAUUGAAGCAACAAUAAAUCAUGAACAAAGCUACAUUGAAACUUCAGAAUUAUUAAAUGUUUAUGGUACCAAUGAACCACAAAAGAUGUUCGAUGAGAGAAUUAAAUUCGUUUAUCAAUUACAUGAUGAGUGUGUUGUGGCUAUGAGAUACCCAGAAGAUAAGAAGAAGAAUAAAAACUAUCAACAAGAAGAAUUUAUAGAUGGUGAGUUAUUCGAUGAUUUGGAUGAGUUUUCGGAUAUUGAUGACCUAGGAUUCUUAUAA